UCUUUUACAAACCCCACAACUUUGUUCUCUUCUCUGCAAUUCGUUCAAUCUUUUUCUGAGCAAAGCAUUCAACUUUUGGCAUUUUUAGGUUAUCUUGAAUCCGAUUAUCAAUGGAGACCCCAUCGUCCACCAGAAGAGUAAUAACAAGAUCACAGACUUUAUCUGCUUCCAAUGAUGCUCUCAUCACAGUUUUCAGUGAGUGAUUUUUUCUCUUACAAUUUCAAUUUUUCUUUCUCCAAACUCACCCAAAACAACAUUACUCGUUUGUCUUUUGCAGGAAAUAUUGAAGAUUCCGAAAAGAACACAUCAAAGUCAAAAACAAGGGUGCAACAACAACAAGAUCAAUCAGCACUAAUAGACAUAACAAAUGAUUCUCCAAUCGCGGGGCUUGCGAAUGGGGUAAUUCUUGGUACCCCAUUGGCGAAGCAGAGAAGAAGCAAAAUGAAGAACACUCCAGGGUCUGGGGAAGCCUUGCUGAGGGGACAAGUGAAGACCCUUUUGCUUAAGGUGGAAGAAGAGGUCGAGCUUUCCAAGUUCUCGCUUGAAAGCAUGGAACUUGUUGCACCAAUGCCCGUGAAUACGCCUCAAUUUCAGAAUCUUUCUGGUUUGGCUUCAGUUACCAACCCUUCUGUUGUUCUCAAAAACCCACUAAUUCCUCAGGUGGUGAAUCAUGUAUUUGAUGGUUCUGAAUCUGAAAAGAGUGUAAUAAGCAGGUCCCUUUUAUUUGACUUCUCAGAGAAAUCUCAACUUUCGAAUGCAUCAGAAGAAUUUUUCUCUGCGCUGAGUUAUGAGGAACUAGUACAAGCUGGAAAGGAAAUUAGUAGCUGCUGCAUAGAAGGUGAUGAUGCUUCUAUCUGGUCAAUGCAGGUCAAUGCAAGCACCCAUGAUGAAGAAGAAGAUGAUGAGGUUACAACUGCAUACGAAGAAGAUUGUUGUGAGGAUGUUGAAGGAGAAGAAGAAAAGGAAGAGUAUGAUGAAGGAGGUUUGCUGCUUGAUGAACUGUGUGAAGGGUUGAACAACAUUAGCAUGAAUGAAAGGAUAGCUCCAAAAUUUGAAGGAAAGCACACAAGAUUUGUUUACAACAGUGAUGAUGAGAUUGUGAAAGAAGAGGUGGAAGAGAACUUUGGUGAGAGUGCUUCUUCAACUAAGAUAUUGCGUUUGAAAGGAUUGCCGACUCCAAAAGGGAAACACUUACGCUUUUAUGAGGAAGAGGAUGGAAAAUCUGCUUUGUGAUUCCUAGAUAGACUUUUUGGCAUAUUUGUGAAUGCUCUAAAAUAAUGGUCAUUUAAAGUUUUUGUUUCUUUUGGUCCCGACAGAGUUCACUAGUAGAUUCUUUGGAUUUUUUGUUCGAGAAAUGAAAAACGAGUGACCACACAAUUUAGUGGUCAAAAUAAAACGUUCAUCUGUUUGUAUUUUUAUGAAACUAUUUUGUACUAAAUGCAUUCAACUUAUUUUUUUAGAGAUAA
Glycine soja is the source of this 1466-nucleotide messenger RNA. RefSeq lists its product as uncharacterized. The transcript is spliced from 2 exons. Bases 172 to 1233 code for a protein of 353 amino acids. NCBI's taxonomy places the organism in Eukaryota, Viridiplantae, Streptophyta, Magnoliopsida, Fabales, Fabaceae. The record is from RefSeq and is a predicted model, not a curated record.